Scatophagus argus is the source of this 2461-nucleotide messenger RNA. It is a transcript of the gene atg16l1, whose product is annotated as ATG16 autophagy related 16-like 1 (S. cerevisiae). NCBI's taxonomy places the organism in Eukaryota, Metazoa, Chordata, Actinopteri, Scatophagidae. Gene Ontology annotation, cellular component: autophagosome membrane. Gene Ontology annotation, molecular function: protein binding. Bases 110 to 2074 code for a protein of 654 amino acids. Gene Ontology annotation, biological process: negative stranded viral RNA replication; autophagosome assembly. The transcript is spliced from 21 exons. The record is from RefSeq and is a predicted model, not a curated record.
CUCGAGUUGCUUCUUGGAAUCUUAACAUGCAGAUUGUGGAGAUAAAAUAAAGAAACCAUGACGUCCUGCUCCAGUGAGAUAUAAAUCACUUUGUUCUUUGGGUGGAGUUAUGUCACGUCACCAUCCCCACCUGCCCUCUCCGAUAACCACGCGUGUCCAGAAAAUAAGAUUUUCUGCAAUUUCCCAGCCUGGGAUCGAUAAAGUGGUCAUGGCGGAGCGGCGGGUGGAGUGUACGUGGAAGAGACACAUCUCAGAGCAGCUGAAGCUCAGAGACCGAGUGCAGAGACAGGCCUUCGAGGAGAUCGUCCACCAAUAUAACCGUCUGCUCGAGAAAUCAGACCUGCAGGCUGUUCUGUCAGAGAGAUACCAGACUGACAAGUAUGAUGUACAAAGAGGACAUGAGGCCAGUUUGGGGGGAGACUCGAGUCGCAGCGACACCCUGCAACAGGAAAUGGCUCAGAUGAGAAUCAAACACCAGGAGGAGCUGACAGAGCUGCACAAAAAACGAGGAGAGCUGGCUCAGAGUGUGAUCGAACUGAACAACCAGAUUCAGCAGAAAGACAAGGAGAUCCAGAGCAACGAGGCCAAGAUGUUGGAGUACCAGCAGCAGAUCGCCAACCUGGAGGGAGACUGUCGGGACCUGAGGAGCUACCUGCAGGACCUGGAGAGGGCGAACCAGACGCUGAAGGACGAGUACGACGCCCUGCAGAUCACCUUCUCUGCACUGGAGGAGAAGCUGAGGAAGACCACGGAGGACAACCAGGAGCUGGUGUCCCGCUGGAUGGCUGAGAAGGCUCAGGAGGCCAACAAGCUCAACGCGGAGAACGAGAAGGACAGCAGGCGCAGGCAGGCCAAACUGCAGAAGGAACUGGCUGACGCUGCCAAGGAGCCUCUGCCCGUCGACCCGGACGACGACAUCGAGGUUCUGGCUGAGGAUGGAGGGAAGGGCGGUGGAGAGACGUCCCCCAACAGACCGCUCAGCAGAACCCCCAGUAAGAAAAUCUCCCAGCCUCCUCCUGGUGGUCUGCUGGACUCCAUCUCCAACAUAUUUGGCGUGUCUGAGUGUGUUCAGCCUGGACUCGUCCCACCACUGUACCCGAGGCGUCGAACUGCCAACUCUUUCAGCACGUCGCCUGAAAGCGCUGAAGCUCCCUCAGGUGUGUGUGCAGAGGUUCGGGUCCCGACGACAGCUCUGCACGUGUUUGACGCCCACGACGGUGAGGUGAAUGCAGUGAAGUUCAGCCCCGGCUCUCGUCUCCUAGCAACAGGAGGGAUGGACCGCCGGGUGAAGCUGUGGGAGGUCGUCGCCGGUCGCUGUGAGUCUAAAGGAGCUCUGACCGGCAGUAACGCUGGAAUCACCAGCAUUGACUUUGACAGCGCUGGCUCGUACCUGCUGGCUGCCUCGAAUGACUUCGCCAGUCGCAUCUGGACUGUAGACGACUACAGACUGAGGCACACCUUGACUGGUCACAGUGGGAAGGUCCUGUCAGCUCGCUUCCUAUUGGACAACGCUCGCAUCGUCUCUGGGAGCUACGAUCGAACACUCAAACUGUGGGACCUCCGCAGCAAAGUCUGUAUGAAGACGGUGUUUGCUGGUUCCAGCUGUAACGACAUCGUGUGCACGGAGCAGUGUGUCAUGAGCGGACACUUUGACAAGAAAGUCCGAUUCUGGGAUAUCAGAGCGGAGAGUAUCGUACGGGAGCUGGAGCUGCUGGGCAGAGUGACGUCUCUGGACCUGAACCACGACCGCACCGAGCUGCUCACCUGCUCCAGAGACGACCUGGUGAAGAUCAUCGACCUACGCACCAACGCCGUCAGACAGACGUUCAGUGCUCAGGGCUUCAAGUGUGGAGCCGACUGGACCAGAGUGACCUUCAGCCCUGACGGCAGCUACGUGGCCGGAGGUUCAGCUGAUGGAGCGCUGUACGUCUGGAACGUCCUGACGGGGAAAGUGGACCGAACUCUGGACCGAAACCACAACUCUGCCAUCAACUCGGUGUCGUGGUCGCCUUCGGGAGCCUACGUCGCCAGCGUGGAGAAAGGCAGCAAGGCCAUCCUGUGGUCUGAUAUGUGAUGUGGAGACGGACAGCGAGGAGGACCGUCCACCUGCCCGUGAAGUAUUCGGUGGAGCUCCUCCUCCUGUUGUUGAACUCGCCAGCUGACGGACUGAAUCAGACUUUUAUCAGACCGCCGCUCGUCGUUCUGCCUUCGUGUCGACACGCCGAACAUAAAGGAACUGCUUCAAUCUCAUGUUUACGUUCUCUCCUUUUGGAUGCGUUCAGAAGCAAACUGCCGUCACACGGUUUCAAACUGCGUCCAGCUGGAAGUCGAAGAUGACUCAAGAGUUAAUGAAUAUCUUUAACAGUCCGCAGAGUAUACAGGAAACACUUCAGAGCCUCCUCACUAAUGUGUGUCUGUGUGUGUGCAACCGGAAUAAAAUCAGAAAUCCAUCUGGUGAAAA